Messenger RNA from Patiria miniata (bat star), 1190 nucleotides. RefSeq names its product prefoldin subunit 3-like (gene vbp1). Gene Ontology annotation, molecular function: tubulin binding. The coding region runs from base 58 to 636 and encodes 192 amino acids. The transcript has 6 exons. Gene Ontology annotation, biological process: tubulin complex assembly; protein folding; microtubule-based process. NCBI's taxonomy places the organism in Eukaryota, Metazoa, Echinodermata, Asteroidea, Valvatida, Asterinidae. Gene Ontology annotation, cellular component: prefoldin complex; cytoplasm. The record is from RefSeq and is a predicted model, not a curated record.
UUGGGGCCUGGGCGCGGCGGGGACUGAUGACAAGUUUAAUGACAACGGCAUGCAUGCAUGAUGGCGCUAGUCGAGGAAGGAACGAAGUCCGCCAAGAAGAUGAAAUCGAAGUCUCACACUGGAAUUCCCGAAGCAGUAUUCCUGGAGGAUGUCGAUGCAUUUAUGCAGAAGCCAGAGAAUGCAGACCCAACAGCAGUGGUCCAGCGUUUAGACGAGCAGCACAAUAAAUAUAAGUUUAUGGAGCUCAAUUUACUUCAAAAGAAGAAAAGAUUGAGAGCACAAAUACCAGAUAUUAAAACUACACUGGAGAUAGUACAACAUAUGAGAAGUAAACAGGGGUCUGGUGAAGAGAUGGACACACAGUUCCUAUUAGCUGACCAGGUAUAUGCUAAGGCAUCUAUACCUCCGUCUGAUAGAGUAUGCUUAUGGUUAGGGGCCAAUGUAAUGUUAGAGUACAGCUUAGAAGAUGCAGAAUCUUUACUAACAAACAACCUCACCGCAGCGAAGGAGAGUCUCCUGCAAGUAGACCACGACUUGGACUUUCUUAGGGAUCAGUACACCACCACUGAAGUCAACAUGGCACGUGUAUACAACUACGGAGUCAAGAAAAGACAAGGUGCCCAGUCAGCAAGCUAGGUGUACCCUUUUUAUCUUUACUGAUCUUCAUCUUGUAUUGACUGCAGCUUUUCCUAUGGAACAAUAUAUUAAAAGCUCUCUUCAUAUUUGUAUUGAGAUGUUUUUGGUAUACAUACGUGUAUAAGUGAGUCUAAGUAAGAGUAUACUUUUUGCAACAAAUGGAUUCUACAGACGUAUGUGAAGUUGUCUAGUUGUAGCCAGCCCUUCCUAUUUCAUAAAAGAUGGAUAAGUGGGCAUGGGUUAUGAUGUAACCAUUGCAUGGCAGUUGCAAUAACCACAAAACUUGUUUUUUUCGCGUGCACUAGCCCCAUACAGUCCAAUCAAUGUAUGGAACUGGGCCCAAUUCCAUAGUAUUGCUGACCAAAAAAAUAUUGCUCUUCAAAUUCGUGUGCUACAUGUAAUUAUACAACACCUGAAUAAAUUCCCGUCACCUGAUUGGUGGGUCGCUGAUCACAUGUCAUUGAAUUAUUCAUCUAAACCCACGGCCCGGAUGCAACGCAAAAAUAGUUCUAUUCCAUGGUACAUAGAAGUUCCAUUGCACGGUCACAUGAUUG